Molecule: messenger RNA, 680 nt
Organism: Actinia tenebrosa (Australian red waratah sea anemone)
Lineage: Eukaryota; Metazoa; Cnidaria; Anthozoa; Actiniaria; Actiniidae
Source: RefSeq, a predicted model, not a curated record
AUUGCUUCUGCUACAAAUUCAAUACACAUGAAUUAGGUUGGAGAGAGGGCCGAGGUGAGUGCAGAAAAGAUGGAGGUGACUUGGUAACCAUGGAAACAGAAGAGAAAUGGAAAUUCAUUAAGUCAAAGAUUCAAGGGAUCAAUAAGUAUCCCAAUGAAUGGUACAUUGGCCUGAAAAAGGAAGGAGGAGAAUGGAAAUGGGUGAACGAACAAAUACUUUCAAUAAACAAGUGGCAACCAGAAUGGAAUAGCAACAUUGAACCAAACGGUGAUGGGGAAUGUGUGAUUAUGGCUAAAAACUWUCCCCCCGGAACACAAGGACUGUUUAAAGACCUCACUUGUAAAUACGCAUUAAUGUUUGUGUGUGAGUACAGAAAAGGGAAUCCAAGAUGCAAGGACGGUUAUUAUCCACCUCGAUGUAACGAAACAAAUCUGGGAACCACUUCUGUAGAACCUACCAAAAAAACUAUUGCGGCUGCAACACAGCUAACCACCACCUUCAAGAAACAGAGAACAAAUCAAUCAAACUCGUAUAUUCACAGGGUUAGCCUCAUUUGGACGUCAGAAUAUUCAAAAAUGACCAACGAAAAUGGCUCUAUGUAUAAAGGUGGUUUUUGUGACAACUACUGCCAAAAAAUGGCCAAGCAGAAGUACAACUGCUGCCGGUUUAGUAACCUGUAG